AUGGCUGAAAAAUAUUUAGGAAAUUCUGACGAAUCAAAUGAUUGUCUCGAUAUAACUAAAAUGAAAGAGCUUUUUGAUAACGAAAAAAUCUCUGAUGUUAGUGAUGUUCCAGAUACUUUAAAAGAAGUACAGUGGAAAAUGGUCGAUGGCGGCGAUGGAUUAAAAUUGAACUGUGAGAAUGAAAUACAAUUAAAAACAAUCGAAAAAGAGCUCGAGAGAUUAAAGAUACAAAACGAGUUCAUUACGAAUAAAGUUCAUUCAAUUACUAACAGAUCAAAGUUUGAAAAUGAUCAAAUAACAACGAUCAAAGUCGAAACGAACAAGAUUCAAAACGAAAUGGAAAAAAUACAUGACAAAAAAAUAGAAAAAGAAUUGGAAAAUGCAAUAUGCUUUAAAACCAUAAUCGACAAAAUGGUGGGAAUCCAUAGCCAUAUCGACCAGUUUAAAGUGAUAGUAAACGGUUUAGAGACCACUAUAGAAGAAAUAUUUGAAAAUAAAAAAACCAUAGCAGAGAUAAUGGAGUUGUGUGAGUAUAUGAAGAACCAGUAUUAUUUGCAGAUAACUGAAAAUCAACGGCAGUUCACCGAGAAGACCAGUAAACACGUGGAUGAAAUCAAUCAGUUAAAUGCGUACGUGGAUAUUAAAACUAAAGAAGUCAAUGAUUUGGAAAAACGCUGCAUCGAUCAACAACUUUGCAUUGAUUUCCAUCAAAAAUUACUGAAACGCGUCGAAAAGUAUAUUGCCGAUAUGUUAUCAACUAUCUUUUUGUACACAAAACAAUCGGAGAAUGAAAAAAGUCAGUUACUAGUACCAAACGAGAACCAAAAAGAAAUUGUUUCAAUAUUAGCUAAAAAAUUGGAAGAAAUUCGCGCCAUCGUUGGAAAUGAGAGAAUAUCAAGACAUGACGAUUGA
Molecule: messenger RNA, 912 nt
Organism: Melanaphis sacchari
Lineage: Eukaryota; Metazoa; Arthropoda; Insecta; Hemiptera; Aphididae
Exons: 7
Coding region: 1-912 (303 amino acids)
Source: RefSeq, a predicted model, not a curated record